CCACUCGAAGAGAGAAAGAUGUGGAAACCAGUUUAUAGAACACAGACAAGAAAUUCCCUUUAAAUUAUUGCUACUCCACCAAACAUACCUCCAUCUUCAGCCUCAGCCGCCGCCGCCGCCGCGGUUCUCUGAUACCAUUCAGCCCUAGACUCACAAGGUCGUUCAUAAUCCAAUAGAAAAAAGCGCGUUGUCGAUUAGAUCCUUCAACGUUACAUCAUUAGCAGGGAGAGCUACUCUGUUUAAUUAGCUCUCUCUGCCUCUCAACUCCCCUGAUAUCACCCCAAUUUGUCGAACAAUCUCGUUUAUUAUCUAGUUGUUACAAUGGCGACACCUACAUACCUAUGUGGAUCUAAGACCCCGUGUUAUUUCUCCAAGAGUGCUUCGUCGUUCUCCCGAUCCAUGUGUUCACAGCAGCAAAAGCUCAAUUUUGCUUCAUUUGGUGGAGCGUGUAGAGUGGUUCAGUGUCCAACUCAAAGCAGGGGAAGAGGUGUGAGGGUUGUUUGUAAUGUACAAAAGGUAGAUGUCCUCACCAGAAUUGAACCCGAAAGUCAAGCUUCAGAAGGAUUAAGCAACCGGCUAUCAUGUGUGAUGAAGUUUGGUGGAUCGUCUGUGGCCUCAGCAGAAAGGAUGAAGGAAGUAGCUGACCUAAUCCUCAGCUUCCCAGAAGAGAGUCCUGUCAUUGUUCUUUCUGCCAUGGGCAAGACCACCAACAAGCUUAUAGCGGCUGGAGAGAAGGCUGCAAGUUGUGUUUCCAUUGUGUCUGAAAUUGAUGAAUUAGCCUUUUUGAAAGAACUCCAUUAUAGGACAGUGGAAGAGCUUGGAUUAGAAAAAACACUCAUUGAGGAUCACCUAGAAAAACUGGAGCGACUUCUGAAUGGGAUUUCUGUACUGAAAGAGUUCACACCACGUGCAAGGGACUAUCUGGUCUCAUUUGGGGAAUGCAUGUCCACAAGGAUAUUCUCUGCAUACUUGAAUAAAAUCGGUGUCAAAGCACGCCAGUAUGAUGCAUUCGAUAUCGGUUUCAUAACAACAGAUGACUUUACUAAUGCGGAUAUUUUGGAAGCAACUUAUCCAGCUGUAGCCAAAAGACUAAAUGGUGAUUGGAUUAGGGAUCCUGCAAUCCCUAUUGUCACUGGUUUCCUUGGAAAGGGUUGGAGAACUUGUGCUGUGACCACAUUGGGUAGAGGUGGUAGUGAUUUAACUGCCACAACCAUUGGUAAAGCACUUGGUUUGCGAGAAAUUCAGGUAUGGAAAGAUGUGGAUGGUGUCUUGACAUGUGACCCUAAUAUAUAUUCGGGUGCAGAACCUGUCCCAUAUUUGACUUUUGAUGAAGCAGCUGAACUUGCAUAUUUUGGUGCUCAGGUCCUACAUCCACAGUCAAUGAGGCCUGCAAGAGAGGGUGAUAUACCUGUUAGGGUUAAAAAUUCUUACAACCCUAAUGCACCUGGCACCUUAAUCACUAAAUCACGAGAUAUGAGUAAGGCUGUACUUACCAGCAUUGUUUUGAAACGUAAUGUGACAAUGUUAGACAUUGUUAGCACUCGCAUGCUUGGUCAAUUUGGAUUCCUUGCUAAGGUGUUUUCAAUUUUUGAAGAUUUGGGUAUAUCAGUGGAUGUUGUGGCUACAAGUGAAGUUAGCAUUUCCUUAACAUUAGAUCCUUCAAAGCUUUGGAGCAGGGAGUUGAUUCAGCAGGCAAGCGAACUCGAUCAUGUUGUGGAAGAACUUGAAAAAAUUGCUAAAGUCAAUCUCCUUCAACACAGAUCCAUUAUAUCACUUAUUGGAAAUGUUCAAAGAUCCUCACUUGUAUUGGAAAAGGCAUUUCGUGUUCUUCGGAUGAAUGGAGUGAAUGUUCAAAUGAUAUCGCAAGGAGCAUCGAAGGUGAAUAUAUCACUCAUAGUGAAUGAUAGUGAAGCGGAAAAAUGUGUGAAAGCUUUGCAUUCGGCUUUCUUUGAGAAUGAUAUGUCCGACAUCGAUUGAGAUGAUUGAUUUUGUAGCCAUUUAAUUUAAACGUGUAGUAGCAUAUUUAUUACGUUUUGGCUAGAAACAUUUAUGUUGUUAGGGUUGUUAACUUGUUAUUCAAGUCUUUGAUUAUUGAAAACAAGUUGCAUGCCAAAUGAUUUUAUGGGGCUCCUUUUGUAUUUCA
Molecule: messenger RNA, 2143 nt
Organism: Lactuca sativa (garden lettuce)
Lineage: Eukaryota; Viridiplantae; Streptophyta; Magnoliopsida; Asterales; Asteraceae
Product: aspartokinase 2, chloroplastic
Biological process (GO): L-homoserine biosynthetic process
Cellular component (GO): cytosol; chloroplast stroma
Molecular function (GO): aspartate kinase activity
Source: RefSeq, a predicted model, not a curated record